AUGCUUUCUCAAUCCCACCGCAUCUUAUUUACGCAUGGUGAUAUCCGGCCUCAGAAUGUUAUGGUGAAAGAUGGACAUGUGGUCGCCAUUAUAGACUGGGAGCGAAGUGGUUGGUAUCCAGAAUACUGGGAAUUCGCAAAGGCACUACUUGUAUGGGGCUGGCAGAGUGAUUGGACAGACUACCUGAUGCAAAUUCUCUAA
Messenger RNA from Penicillium digitatum Pd1, 201 nucleotides. The record is from RefSeq and is a predicted model, not a curated record. NCBI's taxonomy places the organism in Eukaryota, Fungi, Ascomycota, Eurotiomycetes, Eurotiales, Aspergillaceae.